AUGUCGGUUAUUCGGGUCAUGUGCCAACUGAGGAAAACGAAGGCCCGUUCUGAGGGGGAUAUUAUACAGGGAGCCCAUAAUAUCACUGCAACAGUGGAGCGAGGCAGUGAUGCAACAUUUACUUGUGAAAUCAGCAAGGAGGAACAUCGAUCAGCUACGAUAAGGUGGGGGAAGUACAUCUCGCCGGGCGAGGCCGAUACCAGCGAAUUCCGCAAGAAUGAACUUCUUCACUGGUCAGGAGGUACCUACGUAGUCCUGCCGACCAUCCUGCCGCAGGAUCUACAGAAGCUGUUCGACGUCUCGAAGCCCCUGGCCGUCAGUAAUCCGGGCUCCAAGAAAAGCCGCCUGGUGCUACGAAGUGCCUCGCCACGUGAUGCUGGACUCUACGUGUGUUCAGUCAUCACAGAGUCGGGACGAGAUGAUCACAAAUUUGUCCACGUUAAUGUUAAAGGUGAGUUCUAA
Dibothriocephalus latus is the source of this 462-nucleotide messenger RNA. NCBI's taxonomy places the organism in Eukaryota, Metazoa, Platyhelminthes, Cestoda, Diphyllobothriidea, Diphyllobothriidae. The record is from the annotation of a GenBank genome assembly.